AUGUUUAAGCAAGAACAAGAAACCCACCAGAUUGCAUCGUUCUGCCUGUCCAAAGGAAUCGAAUGGCAUUUUAUUCCGGCAGAUGCUCCUGAGUUUGGAGGUAUAUGGGAAGCUGCUGUGAAGUGUAUGAAGAGUCACCUGAAGCGAAUAGUUGGAAUUACGCUUUUGAACUUCGAGCAAUAUGUAACUAUUCUAGCGGAAAUUGAGGCGAUCCUGAACUCCCGUCCGCUUUUUACGACAUCAGCACCGGAUAACUUUGAAGUAAUUACCCCUGCUCAUUACGUCAUCGGUCGUCCACUCACCGCAAUUCCAGAGCCCUCAUGGAAAAUCUUCAAUCAAGCCGUUUGGAUAAGUGGCAGCACCUCAGAGCUUGCGAAACCACUUUUGGAAGGCCUGGUCUCGUGA
Armigeres subalbatus is the source of this 405-nucleotide messenger RNA. RefSeq lists its product as uncharacterized. Bases 1 to 405 code for a protein of 134 amino acids. The transcript has a single exon. The record is from RefSeq and is a predicted model, not a curated record. Gene Ontology annotation, molecular function: nucleic acid binding. Lineage: Eukaryota; Metazoa; Arthropoda; Insecta; Diptera; Culicidae.